This is a messenger RNA of Durusdinium trenchii, 351 nucleotides long. The record is from the annotation of a GenBank genome assembly. NCBI's taxonomy places the organism in Eukaryota, Dinophyceae, Suessiales, Symbiodiniaceae.
AUGGUGUCCCCAUUGGCUGUGGAGGAUGAGAUUCGGAAGCUCGAGAAGUCAAUGAUGGACAUUUCUGUUCAACGGUCAGAGCUUGCUGCCCAGGAGCACGAGGCCCAAACAAGGGAGAAGCAGCUGGCCACCCGGGCUGCCCAACUCGAAGCCAAGUUGGGCAGCAAAACAGAUGAGACAACUCUGGAACAAAUGUGCGAGCGAAUCCGCGUGGAAUGCUUUCAAGAGAUGGAGAGUUGUGAGCUGGCGACUGCAGUAGCCCAACAGAGGGCGGCUUCGCACUCUUUGAAGAGGUUUGCGCACUUCGAUCUAAAGGACAAGAGCCUCAAGGAUCGGCAGAGCACACAUUGA